Plasmodium inui San Antonio 1 is the source of this 243-nucleotide messenger RNA. RefSeq lists its product as hypothetical. The transcript has a single exon. Lineage: Eukaryota; Apicomplexa; Aconoidasida; Haemosporida; Plasmodiidae. The coding region runs from base 1 to 243 and encodes 80 amino acids. The record is from RefSeq and is a predicted model, not a curated record.
AUGGAUCCUCCCUCGGAAGAUACUUGCUGCUACUGCUUGGGCAGUACAGAUGGAAAGCCGUAUCACCACAUCAUGUGGAAGUCAUACAAAAUGUCUGUCCGAUGCAAAACCGAUUUGAAGAAUUGCCUCUCCUGUGAAAGGAAAAUAAAGGAAAAGAACCCCUCACGAAGUUACACCACCCCUUGUUGUGGAUCCACAUACGAUAAUUUAUGUGACAUAUGUUGCCAGCUUCCCAUCAUCUGA